Molecule: messenger RNA, 2394 nt
Organism: Scomber japonicus (chub mackerel)
Lineage: Eukaryota; Metazoa; Chordata; Actinopteri; Scombriformes; Scombridae
Product: protocadherin alpha-8-like
Exons: 1
Coding region: 1-2394 (797 amino acids)
Biological process (GO): homophilic cell-cell adhesion
Cellular component (GO): plasma membrane
Molecular function (GO): calcium ion binding
Source: RefSeq, a predicted model, not a curated record
AUGGAACAAAGAAGAUACGAGAGACGAAACGGAGCAGUGUGCUGGACCGGCUGCGUCGUUGCUGUGCUUUUGUGUAGUAUGGCUUCGGCACAAUUGAGAUAUUCGAUCUCAGAGGGAGUUAACGAAGGAACUGUGGUUGGAAAUAUAGCGAAAGACCUGGGAUUAGAUAAAAGCACACUAGCAGACAGGAAGUAUCGGAUUGUGUCCAGUGGUGCGGAUCCACUUUUCCAUGUUAACCCGAACGAUGGCAUCCUGUAUGUGAGCCGAACGAUUGACAGGGAAGAGGUGUGCGCGCAGAGCAGUACGUGUUUGAUAAAUCUGAAAACCGUGCUGGAAAACCCGCUGGAAGUGCACUAUGUUGGAGUGGAGGUGUUGGAUGUAAACGACCAUUCUCCAAGUUUCCCAGAGAAGGAAAAAACAUUAGAAAUCUCCGAGUCUGUAUUACCGGGAGCACGCUUUCAGCUGAAACCUUCACGGGAUCGAGACAGUGGCCAUUUCUCAGUGCAACAAUAUAAACUUAGCCAAAACGAUCACUUUCGUUUAGAAGUUAGAGACAAAGGAGAAGAUGGUAAAAUACCUAUAUUAGUUUUACAAAAAAUAUUGGAUAGGGAAGCAGCUGUCAGUCAUUCGUUGGUGCUGACCGCUCUAGAUGGGGGGAAGCCUCCAAAAUCUGGAGACAUGAAUAUUCUAGUGAAUGUUUUAGAUGUUAAUGAUAACACCCCAAUUUUCUCGAAGGAUAUCUAUUCCGUGAUGCUCGAUGAAAAUGCUCCAAUAGGCACAACGGUCAUACAAGUAAAUGCUACUGAUCUAGAUGACGGUCAGAACGGAGAGGUGGUUUACUCAUUUGGUAACAGUGUGAGUAAUACUUUGUUUACACUUUUUGAUAUUAACCAAUUAACAGGGGAGAUAACUGUCAACGGUCUUAUAGAUUAUGAGGAGAAAGACAAAUAUGAAAUUGAAAUUCAAGCAUCAGAUAAAGGCUUUGCUCCGCUAACUACGGAAAAAAGUGUCAUUAUCAAAAUAGUUGACGUCAAUGAUAAUGCACCUGAGAUCGAGAUUACCUCAUUUUCCAACUCCAUACCUGAAGAUUCCAGACCUGGAACUACAGUUGCCCAUAUCAGUGUAAAUGAUUUGGACUCUGGUCUCAAUGGAAAAGUUAUCUGCUCUAUACGUGAGGAUGUUCCCUUUGCUUUAUCGCCAUCUUUACAAGACAAAAUGUAUUCUUUAGUAACCAAAAUGCCUCUUGACAGAGAGAAAAUGGCUAAAUAUGAACUAACAAUAGUUGCCAAAGACUCUGGCCAGCCAUCAUUAUCAUCUGAAAAGAUGAUGCAUGUUGUGGUGUCAGAUGUGAAUGACAACAGUCCAGAGUUUUCACUGAGCCCCUAUACUUUCUAUGUCACUGAAGCUAAUGAGCCUGGUACCUCUGUAUUUUCGGUUAAAGCUUUGGAUCGCGAUGAGAAUGACAAUGCAGUAAUUUCCUAUCACAUUUUCAGAGGUGGAAGCGAAGAAAAUAGAUUAACUUCAUUCCUAAACAUAAAUACUGAGAAUGGUGAUAUUCUAGCACUAAAAAGUUUUGACUUUGAAACACUGAAAACGUUCCACUUCCAAGUUGUUGCCACAGAUUCUGGAACUCCGUCACUAAGCAGCAACGUCACAGUGAACGUGUUCAUUCUGGAUCAGAACGACAACGCUCCAGUCAUCCUGUAUCCAGUCAGCUCCAACGGUUCUGCUGAAGGUGUGGAGGAGAUUCCCCGCAAUGUCAACGCAGGACACUUGGUGACUAAAGUCAGAGCCUAUGACGCUGAUAUAGGAUAUAACGGCUGGUUACUGUUUUCAAUGCAGGAAGUUACUGACCACACUCUCUUUGGUUUGGACCGCUAUACAGGACAGAUCAGAACACUUCGCUCAUUCACAGAGACAGACGAGACUGAGCAUAAACUGGUCAUACUGGUGAAAGACAAUGGCAACGUUUCACUCUCAGCAACAGCUACUGUGAUAGUCAAAGUUGUGGAGCCCAAAGAAGCUUUUGCAGCUUCUGAUGUUAAAAGUGCAGCAAAAGAUGAAGAGGGGAAUGAUGUGACUUUUUAUCUGAUGAUAACUUUGGGCUCAGUAUCUGUACUUUUUAUCAUCAGUAUCAUUGUGCUGAUUGCCAUGCAGUGCUCCAAAACUACAGAAUAUACAUCUAAGUACCUACAAGACACAAAUUAUGAUGGGACACUGUGUCACAGCAUCCAGUACAGAUCAGGAGACAAACGCUACAUGUUAGUUGGACCUAGGAUGAGUAUAGGAUCUACUAUAGUCCCAGGCAGCCAUGCGAACACACUAGUGCUCCCUGACAGGAGGAGAGCAUCUCAAGAGGUAAGGCAAGCUUUUUGUUUUCAGGCAGUGUUUUAA